Messenger RNA from Crotalus tigris (Tiger rattlesnake), 1512 nucleotides. It is a transcript of the gene SNRNP48, whose product is annotated as small nuclear ribonucleoprotein U11/U12 subunit 48. The record is from RefSeq and is a predicted model, not a curated record. Gene Ontology annotation, cellular component: U12-type spliceosomal complex; nucleoplasm; cytosol. The coding region runs from base 174 to 1139 and encodes 321 amino acids. NCBI's taxonomy places the organism in Eukaryota, Metazoa, Chordata, Lepidosauria, Squamata, Viperidae. The transcript has 9 exons.
UCCACCGCGGAAGCUUUGAUCGAGAUUUAUUAGUUGUUGAAACUGCCAUCCGUUUAAAAGUGCCUUUUUUAAAAUCAACGGUCGAUGGUCUCCUAGACAACUUCGUUAAGAAUGAUUCUCUUUAUCCAGCGAAUCAAGGUUCAAAGUAGGACGUUACCUCGCCAGAAGUGAAGAUGGUGUCACCUCUGAAUUCGGGCGAAAUUGAAGCGAGAGUGCCCUAUUCCAAAAUGGCUGCCGAGACAGACAGCCCGGUGGAGAAGAGUCUUCUUUCGUUUUCCCUGUGGUUUGGGACCCCGAGUGAGAAAGUGACCUGUCCCUAUGAUGCUAAUCAUCAAAUGCCUAAAUCUUCUUUGGAGAAACAUAUGAUAUCCUGUAGAUUGAGGAAACUUGAAUAUUCUAAAGAGGAAGAGGCUGAAAUGUAUGAUUCUACUUUUUUCUAUGAAAAAGGCAAAAUUCCUAAAGUUAAAAUGGACAAAGAUUUGCAAUUUGACAUUAUUAAAAAAGCCACGGCCAAAGAGAGUGGAAAUUAUUGCCCAGGAACUUACUCAUCUCAGCCUGUGGAAGUUCCACAAAACCACAAGCGUUACAUCUGUGAUCUGACCCAAGCUGACCGCCUUGCAAUUUACGAUUAUGUCCUUGUAGAGACAAAGAACCAGAGGUCAAGAUCUCAACUGACAGAAAAUGACAGUGAUUUGUUUGUAGAUUUGGCAGCAAAAGUCAACCAAGAUGAUGGCCAGAAAGGUCCAAAAUCUCACCUUGAAAUUCUUGCAGAGAUGCGGGAUUAUAAAAGGCGGCGGCAAUCGUACAGAGCUAAGAAUGUUCACAUAACAAAGAAAUCUUACACAGAGGUAAUCAGAGAUGUGAUUGGUGUACACAUGGAAGAACUUACCACUCAUUGGCAGGAAGAGAACAGAAAUACUGAGGUUCAUGAAGAUGAAAAAUCCUCUUUUUCAGCAAAGUCUUCAGGAAGUAAAGAAGAACGAAGAUCUGCAUCAGCCGAUUCAACACAGUCUUGUGGAAGUUCAAAAGAUAUUGAUUAUUCUCGACAUAGGAGGAAUUCCAGCAGAAGUCCAGGCCGACGGAAAAGAAGUCGAGAAAGAGAAAGAGAGAGAGAUUCCAGAAGGAAAAGAGAUAGGUAAGUAGUGUCUUUAGUUUCUGACUUUUGUUGCCUACCCCUGAACUAGAGUAAUGAUACAUCACAGGCUGGGAUUGUAGAACAUGCUUAAAACUUAUUCAGCGUUAAUUUGUAGAAGAAAAUUUCACAGUAAUUUUCAUUCAGCUAUUGGCUUUAAGUCUUCCUAUACUUGCCCAAGAUAUUAAAUCAAAAGCUGUAUCAAAUUAGUAAUGAUACCAGAAUCAAUACACUCAACCAUAUACUUUUUUUAAAACAAAAGUUGAUUUCAUAAUAACCAGCAUAAUCUAAAAGAAAUAACAAUAUGGAGUUCUAUAUAUCAUAAUUUCUCAUAUUUCAAAGAAAGUACUUAAAAAAUCCUGACAUAAAAUAAGUAAAAA